Molecule: messenger RNA, 1269 nt
Organism: Penicillium manginii
Lineage: Eukaryota; Fungi; Ascomycota; Eurotiomycetes; Eurotiales; Aspergillaceae
Product: fungal specific transcription factor domain-containing protein
Exons: 1
Coding region: 1-1269 (422 amino acids)
Source: RefSeq, a predicted model, not a curated record
AUGGCACCACCAUUGGCUGGAAUAAAGGAGACCUCCGCAUCCCUGUCCGCACAGGCCAUCAGAGAUCGCUUGUUAGACUCCAUGAGCUCUGCGAUGCCCUCAAUGGUGCCAUUGGACAUUGUGGACCGCUGCAUCCUUCUCUACAUGCAGUACACUUUCCCCACUGCUCCGAUCGUGCAUGAGCCCACUCUGCGACAGUACGCGGUCACGUUCUUUUCUGACGCCAGCACAAGAUUAUUCGCCGCACUCACAACCGAAGAGGAAAUGGCGCAUAUGCGGGCUUUUGCUCUUCUCAGUGGAUUAUGUGCGUCUGUCGCGUCGGUAAUACCAAGCUCUCUAUUGUCUUACCGGCAUUUGAUCGCGAAGCCAUGUCUUGAUGCUUCACGCGACAUGCUGAGAGUGUUUGAGGACUACGAUGUGGACAAUCCGAAUUCAUCUUCAAUAGUCACGCGGAUUUUUCAUACCACCGCCUCGCAGAAUAUUACCGGCAAAGCGAGGCUGACUUAUCAUAUUCUUGGUCAAGCGGCGCUGCUCAUCACAAACAUGCGUCUAUACAGGGAAGACGCCCUUCAGUCUCAUGAUCCCCUUGAGUGCCAAUUGCUGCGCCAUAUCUACUGGCAAAUAUAUGCAGCGGAUCAAACGGCGUUAUGUUUGCGCAGUCGCCCCUUUCAUCUACAUGAGCUGCUUUAUAACGAGGAAUCAACUAUAUGCAUCCCAGGGAGAAAACCAGUAAUCCCUCAAUUCGAUACUACAGCCGCGUGGUAUGAUGUGGUGUUUGAGGAGCGCAUGCUGCUUUCCUUCCAUAUUAUCCCUCGGCUUUGGUCGACGGCAGCUGCGUUGAUGUUUGAUAUGAGAAAGUGCAAAGGACAGGUAAAUGAAGCAGAAAAGUCACGAUUCUUUCAAGCAUACGUGGAAUUUCUAGGCAUCAUGGACGGCCUUCCAUACUGGCUACAGGCUUCUCAUUUGAUAUUUACUCCUAACGACGGUGAUGUAGCGCGGUUCCACAAGACAUCUUUUUGGGUUCAAAGGUGUACGAUUCAGGUAUCAUUCCAGUGUCUGCGGUUAGUCAUUCUACAACAAUGCAUUGAUUUGGAAUUAUGCGAUAUCAUGGGCUUGAACAAUCAGCCAAUGACUUUCCAAAUGACCAAAGUUGGAAUGGUUCAGGACUUUGUUCAAACUCUGGAUGAUAUUCCAUUUGUCUUUUUGUUGGUGAAAGGGGAGCCGACGGUGAGGCAAGAAACAUUGAGGCUCAAUGUGGCCGUUCACUAA